Hansenula anomala is the source of this 651-nucleotide messenger RNA. RefSeq lists its product as uncharacterized. NCBI's taxonomy places the organism in Eukaryota, Fungi, Ascomycota, Saccharomycetes, Phaffomycetales, Wickerhamomycetaceae. The coding region runs from base 1 to 651 and encodes 216 amino acids. The transcript has a single exon. The record is from RefSeq and is a predicted model, not a curated record.
AUGGUUGCCUCAAGACGUAUAAGAAAGAAAGAUUUGAGUAGCUCGUCUCCAGUUGCUCCAAAGCAUAAAAAGUUUGAUGAUGAUGAGUUCCAUACAGCUGAUGAAGGUUCAGAUCAAGAAGAACAAGAACAACCAGUAGAGGAUGAAGAAAGUGAAGAAGAAAGUGAUAGUGAUGAUGAUGCUCCAGAAGAAGAAGCUGUAAGCACGGGGAAAGCUCUUUAUGAAGAAGAUGAAGCUGAUCAAAGAGAAAUAUUGGAAAAUGAAUCAUUAAAAUUAAAACAAAAAAGAAUUGAACAACAAGAACGUUUUAAACAACAACAAGAAUUGAAAAAAUUAAAAUUAGAGAAAUUACAACAACAAGACUUAUUACAACAACAAAAAGAUGCCAAAAUUGCUAAAGAACGUGAGAUUAAAAAUUUAAACAAGAAAUAUGAAGAAGAUUUAAUUCAACAAGAAUUAACAAAACAAUUACAAAAAACUACACAAUUACAAAAACUAAGGAAAUUUAAAGAUGAAAAAUUGAAAACAAGAAAAGUUGCAGGUGGUAUUCGUGUUAAAGUUCUUGAUGGUGGUUCAAAAAAUGUUAAAAAUUCAAUUAAUCGUGAUUCUUUAUUGAAUAAACGUAAGAAAAGAUUGAAUAAAAGGGUAUGA